AUGGUGUUAGCCUGGUUAUGGGCGUCGGCACAACACAAGCAGGGUGAACGUGGUCUUGCUGCUGCUGGCGCUUGUUUUAUUUGCGUCCUAGUGCUGGCGUUUUGCGUCUCCGUUAGUCAUUCCAUAGUUUUAAUGUCUGCAAUGUGGAUUUCAAUAUUCGCGCUGUGUUCGUUGUUGUCGACUCUCUAUUCCAUGACAAUUACCCAUAAGCCUAUGGAGAAAUUCAGCUACGGUUUAGCUCGUGUUCCUGUCUUGGCAGUUUUCAGUACCACGGUGCUUGCGCAACUAUUUUCCAUUUUUCUCUCGAAAGAAUCAUUCGAACAUUUACUUUCACCUGAACAUCAGGGUUCACACGAUGCGUCUGCUGCUCACGAACAUGAAAUCGAAAGUGUUGGUAAAUGGCCGUAUUUCGUUGGUGCUAUUUCCUCCUCGUGUGCUCUUCUCCUAUCUGCUUACAGCUUGAAGAAUCAGCCAUUUCAGCAUGUUCUUACUGCUUCAAGCAGUUCAAGUCUACAGGAGCAUGCCGCUGAUAUUUGUCACGCUAUUUGUUGGAUCAUUCCUGGUCUAUCCCGUCUUCUUCUACCGCGGAUCAAUUCGAUGGCUUUGUUAGCUGUCGUGACGAGCACCAUGCUUGUUCUUUGUGAACAUUUCAGACAUGACUUCGUUUGGGCAGAUCCUGUGUGUUGUUUAAUUCUAUCUGUAGCGGUUUUCUCCACAAUGUGGCCAUUGUCAGUCUACACGGGAAUGAUAUUAUUGCAAACUGCUCCACCUCACCUCCUAAAUCAGAUUGAUAGGUGCAUUUCUGAAGCUUCGACUAUCGACGGUGUACUUGAAAUUCGUUCUCGCCAUUUCUGGCAGUUGGAUUUUGCACAAUUGGUUGGCACAGUGGAUGUGAGGGUCCGAAGAGACGCAGACGAGCAAAAUGUUCUAACACUCGUUACCGACAAGAUGUCAUCCGUUGUUAGCAUGCUAACAGUACAGAUUGUCAAAGAUGCAGGCUGGCGUAACAUGGAAAACAUGGACCCGGUCCAUCACGCUGAGGGUUUUUCUCAUGACCAUGAACAUGGUCACGGAAAUAGUCACGAUCACGGACAUAGCCACGAUCACUCACAUAACCACGACCAUAAUAAUGAAGUGAAUCGACACUCACAUUCAAACGGCGGUGGUCAUGGACAUUCGCAUGGCUUUGAACCUCAGCUGAGUGCAUACGGUGGUAAUCCCGGAGCAAAUGUGCAUCAUGGCAAUGAGAAUCCGUUAAAUGAUCCGCAAAGCAUGAAUAGUUUGCCUGGAUAUAGUGUAGGUCAUGGCCACAGUCACGAUGUCCUUGGUAGUUUUCUCUGUCACCAUUACUGUGACGCUUCUACCGUAGCACAUGCACUUUCUCUGCUAGACCUGCACUCUCAUCAUCUCUCUAUCCUGUUCAAUUCGAACGAUAAUCGCAAUCGCUUGGGCAAAGAUAGCGGCGCGAAACUACGACUGACUCGCAUUCUGCAUUCUUUUUUUCUUAUUAUGAUCCUCAUCGACUGUGAUUUUUCCAUGUUAAAACUGGAGCGGUAUAAAAGGAUGAUUCGUGCGCCGUGUAGAUUCGCUCAUACAGCAGCCGCCCGAAAAGCGCUGCUGGAGAGAAUUAUUCGUGUGGAUCACGCUGGAGAGUUGGGAGCUGACCGAAUUUACGCCGGACAGCUGGCUGUACUCGAAGGUACUUCUGUCGGACCUGUGAUCAAGAAAAUGUGGAAGGAGGAGCGUGAGCAUCUGGACACAAUGGAAAGGCUUGCAGCUAAGCACGAAGUACCGCAUACUGUCUUCUCGCCCGUAUUCAGCGUUGCCGCCUAUGCCUUAGGUGUUGGAAGCGCACUUCUUGGUAAGGAAGCAGCUAUGGCAUGUACUGUCGCUGUAGAAGAACUGAUUGGCCAACACUACAAUGAUCAAUUGAAAGAUUUACUGGCAGACGAUCCUGUCGCUCACAAAGAGCUCUUGGAAACGUUGAGCAAAAUGCGGGAUGACGAGUUGCAUCAUCACGAUACAGGUGUUAAGCACGAUGGAUUGAAGGCACCCAUGUAUGACGCACUGAAAUGGGUGAUUCAAACCGGAUGUAAAGGUGCAAUCUUCAUUGCUGAGCGAAUCUGA
Messenger RNA from Necator americanus (New World hookworm), 2127 nucleotides. RefSeq lists its product as uncharacterized. Bases 1 to 2127 code for a protein of 708 amino acids. Gene Ontology annotation, cellular component: nucleus; Golgi apparatus; mitochondrial inner membrane. Gene Ontology annotation, biological process: regulation of gene expression; ubiquinone biosynthetic process; determination of adult lifespan. Lineage: Eukaryota; Metazoa; Nematoda; Chromadorea; Rhabditida; Ancylostomatidae. Gene Ontology annotation, molecular function: 3-demethoxyubiquinol 3-hydroxylase activity; monoatomic cation transmembrane transporter activity. The record is from RefSeq and is a predicted model, not a curated record. The transcript is spliced from 19 exons.